UGCGUGAGACAUGUGUUUCCCUUUCCGUUACUGACAGUGAGUUUGUUGUGUUGACCACAAAACUGACUACAAGUGAUCACCGCGAAGAUGGUUCAGAGGCUUACAUACCGGCGCCGGUUGUCCUACAACACCCAAUCCAAUAGGAGGCGAAUUUCGAAGACACCGGGCGGUCGACUCGUGUAUUUGUACCCCAAAAAGCACGGAUCAGUCGCCAAAUGCGGUGAUUGUAAACUCAAACUGAGAGGAGUACGUACUGACCGACACACCCGUCCACCCAUACCUCCCAUAGUGUACGCCCGACCCCGAGAGCUGUCAGCCCUCUCCCGGCGCCACAAGACAGUGACCCGAGCCUACGGGGGCUCCCGAUGCGCUAAAUGCGUGCGAAGCCGUAUUGUUCGGGCGUUCCUCAUCGAGGAGGAGAAGAUUGUGGCAAAAGUACUGAAAGCACAACAGGCGGCCACUCCUGCCGCCCAGACAUCUAAAUGAGAGCGUGUUUUGUAAUGUAUUUUUCGCCGAGAAAUUAA
Oppiella nova is the source of this 524-nucleotide messenger RNA. The record is from the annotation of a GenBank genome assembly. Lineage: Eukaryota; Metazoa; Arthropoda; Arachnida; Sarcoptiformes; Oppiidae.